Molecule: messenger RNA, 3150 nt
Organism: Yamadazyma jaroonii
Lineage: Eukaryota; Fungi; Ascomycota; Pichiomycetes; Serinales; Debaryomycetaceae
Source: the annotation of a GenBank genome assembly
AUGUCAGCUGCAAGUGAAUCUAAAUAUUCUACUGAAGUGCUUUCAGAAUUAUUAGGUAAAUUACAAGUUGCUGAUAAUAAAGAUGAAGCUGCUUCAAACAUUGCUUCAUUUUUAAAUUCAUCAAUUGUUGAACAUGAUACUCCUGUUGAAUUCUUCAAUGAUUUACAAAAACAAAUCAAUGGUAAAGAUGCUAUCCCAGCUUUGUCUGCUUAUGCUCACAUUGCUUCAUCAAAUGCUUUAUCUCCAACUAUCGAACCAUUAGUUGUUGAGUUAGUUACUGAUGUUGCUGCUAAAGCUGGUGACAAAAACAAAGAUGUUCAAGUCGCUGCUUCAGAUGCUUUAUUAGCCAUCUCAACUGCUAUUACUCCAACUUCAAUCAAAGUUAUCUUACCAAAAUUAUUAAAGAGUUUAGUUGAAACUAACAAAUGGACCGAAAAAGUUGCUAUUUUAAGAUCUGUUUCUCAAUUAGUUGAUACUGCUAAAGCUCAAAUUGCUUUAAGAAUGCCGGAAUUAAUUCCAGUCUUAUCUGAAGCUAUGUGGGAUACCAAAAAAGAAGUUAAAGAAGCUGCCACUGCUACUAUGACCAAAUCCACUGAAACCAUUGAUAACAAAGAUAUCGAAAAAUUCAUUCCAAAAUUAAUUGAAUGUAUUGCUAAACCAACUGAAGUUCCAGAAACCGUUCAUUUAUUAGGUGCUACCACUUUCGUUUCUGAAGUUACCAUGGCUACUUUAUCUAUCAUGGCUCCUUUAUUAUCUAGAGGUUUAGCUGAAAGAGAAACUGCUAUUAAGAGAAAAUCUGCUGUUAUUGUUGAUAACAUGUGUAAAUUAGUCGAUGAUCCACAAGUUGUUGCUCCUUUCAUGGAUAAAUUAUUACCAGCUUUAAAAGCUAACUUCUCAACCAUUGCUGAUCCAGAAGCUAGAGAAGUUACCCAAAGAGCUUUAAACACUUUAAGAAGAGUUGGUGCUGUUGGUGAAGGUGAUGUUAUCCCAGAAGUUUCUACUGCUGGUGAUGUUUCAGUCACUUUAGAUAUCUUUAAAAAAUUAAUCAAAGAUCAAAAAGUUGAUGAAAAAAGAUUUGCUCCAGUCUUAACUUAUAUUGCUGCUAUUGGUGGUGAUUUAGUUGAUGAAAGAGAUAUCCACCCAGGUUCUUGGACUACCAACGUUUUACCAUUUGCUACUAUCUUCUUACACGAAAAAGAAGCUCAAGAUAUUAUUGAAGAAUUUAGAAAACAAGCUAUUGAUAAUAUCCCAGCUCCUCCAGCUUUCGAAGAUGAAGAAGAUGAAGGUGAAGAUUUAUGUAAUUGUGAAUUCUCAUUAGCUUACGGUGCUAAAAUCUUAUUAAACAAAACUCAAUUUAGAUUAAAGAGAAAUAGAAGAUAUGGUUUAUGUGGUCCAAAUGGUGCUGGUAAAUCUACUUUAAUGAGAGCUAUUGCUAAUGGUCAAGUUGAAGGUUUCCCAACCCCAGAAGAAUGUAAAACCGUUUAUGUUGAACACGAUAUUGAUGGUACUGAAGCUGAAACCUCAGUUGUUGAUUUCGUUAUCCAAGAUGGUGAAGUUGGUUUAACCAAAGAUGUUGUUGAAGCUAAAUUAACUGAAUUCGGUUUCUCCGAUGAAAUGAUUGCUAUGUCUAUCCACUCAUUAUCCGGUGGUUGGAAAAUGAAAUUAGCUUUAGCCAGAGCUGUCUUAAAGAAUGCUGAUAUCUUAUUAUUAGAUGAACCAACUAACCAUUUAGAUACCGUUAAUGUUGCUUGGUUAGUUAACUACUUAAAAACUUGUGGUAUUACUUCCAUUAUUGUUUCUCAUGAUUCCGGUUUCUUAGAUAAUGUUGUUGAAUACAUUAUCCAUUACGAAGGUUUCAAAUUAAGAAAAUACAAAGGUAACUUAUCUGAAUUCGUUAAAAAAUGUCCAUCAGCUCAAUCAUACUAUGAAUUAGGAGCUUCUGAUUUAGAAUUCAAAUUCCCAGAACCAGGUUUCUUAGAAGGGGUUAAAACUAAACAAAAAGCUAUUGUUAAAGUUUCUAACAUGACUUUCCAAUAUCCAGGUACUUCAAAACCUCAAAUUAGAGAUAUCAAUUUCCAAUGUUCUUUAUCUUCAAGAAUUGCUGUUAUUGGUCCAAAUGGUGCUGGUAAAUCUACUUUAAUUAAUGUUUUAACUGGUGAAUUAUUACCAACUGAAGGUGAUGUUUACGUUCAUGAAAAUUGUAGAAUUGCUUACAUUAAACAACAUGCUUUCGCUCAUAUUGAUAACCAUUUAGAUAAAACUCCAUCUGAAUAUAUCCAAUGGAGAUUCCAAACUGGUGAAGAUAGAGAAACCAUGGAUAGAGCUUCAAGACAAAUUAAUGAAGAUGAUGAAAAGGGAAUGGAAAAAAUCUUCAAAGUUGAAGGUACUCCAAGAAGAAUUGCUGGUAUUCAUGCUAGAAGAAAAUUCAAAAACUCUUAUGAAUAUGAAAUUUCAUGGAUGUUAGGUGAAAACAUUGGUAUGAAAUCAGAAAGAUGGGUCCCAAUGAUGUCUGUUGAUAACACUUGGUUACCAAGAGGUGAAUUAAUGGAAACUCACUCCAAGAUGGUUGCUGAAGUUGAUAUGAAAGAAGCUUUAGCUUCAGGUCAAUUCAGACCAUUGACUAGAAAAGAAAUUGAAGAACAUUGUGCCAUGUUAGGUUUAGAUGCUGAAUUAGUUUCUCACUCUAGAAUUAGGGGUUUAUCCGGUGGUCAAAAAGUUAAAUUAGUUUUAGCUGCUUGUACUUGGCAAAGACCUCAUUUAAUCGUCUUAGAUGAACCAACCAAUUAUUUAGAUAGAGAUUCUUUAGGUGCUUUAUCAAAAGCCUUAAAAGCUUUCGAAGGUGGUAUUGUUAUCAUUACUCACUCAGCUGAAUUCACUAAAGAUUUAACUGAAGAAGUUUGGGCUGUCUUAGACGGUAGAAUGACUCCAUCAGGUCACAAUUGGGUCCAAGGUCAAGGUGCUGGUCCAAGAUUAGAAAAGAAAGGUGAUGAUGAAGAAGAUAAAUUCGAUGCUAUGGGUAACAAGAUUGCCGCUGCUAAAAAGAAGAAGAAGUUAUCAUCUGCUGAAUUAAGAAAGAAAAAGAAGGAAAGAAUGAAGAAGAAGAAGGAAUUAGGUGAUGCCUACGUUUCUGAAGAUGAUGAUGAUUUCUAA